UACCUUCCGGGGCGCCGGGCGGGUUCCGGGGCGGGAGGUGGCUGCCGGCCCGGCCGUGGCUGUGCGGGAGAGCGGCGGCUCCGGCGGACGGAGCCCCGCGGGCACCAUGAGCGGUUCACAGACCAAUGACACCAAAAGACAAUUUCUUCUAGAACGGCUACUGGAUGCAGUUAAACAGUGUCAAAUACGGUUUGGAGGAAGAAAAGAAAUUGCUUCAGACUCUGACAGCAGGGUGACCUGUUUGUGUGCUCAGUUUGAAGCUGUGUUCCAGCAUGGCCUGAGGAGGAGCCGGGGAUUAGCACUGACAGCAGCAGCAAUCAAACAGGCAGCAGGUUUCUCCAGCAAAACUGAAACAGAGCCAGUGUUCUGGUAUUAUGUGAAAGAAGUCCUGAACAAACACGAGCUGCAGCGCUUCUACUCUCUGAGGGCCAUCACUACAGACAUUGGCAGAGCCCGGGCCUGGCUGCGCUGUGCAUUGAAUGAACAUUCCCUGGAAAGAUAUGUUCAUAUGCUGCUUGCAGAUAAGAAUCGCCUCAGUGUCUUCUAUGAAGACUGGUCUUUUAUGAUGGAUGAAGAACGUUCUAGUAUGAUCCCUACAAUGGCAGCUGGUCUGAACUCCAUUCUUUUUGCUAUCAACAUUGAUAAUAAGGAUUUAAAUGGACAGAGCAAAUGCACACCCACUGUGUCAGAUUUGUUAAAGGAAUCCACACAAAAUGUAACAUCCUUAUUGAAAGAGUCCACUCAGGGUGUCAGCAGCCUCCUCCGGGAGAUCACUGCCUCAUCUGCGGUCUCGAUUCUCAUAAAACCCGACCAGGACUCUGACCCGCUGCCUGUUCUGUCAAGGAAUGUAAAUGCUGAUGUGAAAUACAAAAAAGAUCGAAAAAAGAAGAAGAGAGUGACUAAUAUUAUCUCAUUUGAUGAAGAGGAAGAUGAGCAAAACUUGGGAGAUGGCACAAAGACUCUGAUUACAGGAGAAAGUUCAGAAGAGAGUGUAGACAGAUCUUCAGUUCUUGCAUUAUCCUCUUCUGAGAGCACUCUUGGUAAAAAUCUGAAUGGGAGUGAAAGUAACCAUUCGUGGAAGAGCAAUUCAGUAUUCAUGAAUGGAGAGUAUGAAUACCAGAAACUGGAUGUGAAGAGCAUUGAUGAUGAAGAUGCAGAUGAGGAUGAGCUGUAUGGAAAAACAUUAGGAAAUAAAGGCACAGAAGGUGAAACUGAAGCUUCUGGAAAACCUCAUGAAAUAGUCACAUGCAAUUCUCAGAUAUGCAGUUGGACUCCUCUGCAGGUCCUGAAUGAUGACUCAGAUGUUCUAUUUCCUGUCAGUGCUGUUGGCUCUUACUCCCAGACAGAUAACUUGGAGAAUGGAGAGGGGCCUGAACAUGCUGUUCAUCCGGUAGAACUGGUUCCAAGAAGAUCUGAUCUUCCUUACAGAGUGGAAGUCAGUCCUCCAGCUCAAGUGAAUACUUUAAGCAGUAUGUUGCCUUCAGCCACUGUGCCAGAAUCCAUGACAAUUAAUGAACUUCGUCAAGCUAUCGUGGCCAUGAUGAAUAGAAAGGAUGAACUGGAAGAGCAGAAUAGGUCCCUGCGAAAUCUGCUGGAUGCAGAGAUGGAGCAUUCUGCAGCACUGAGGCAGGAGAUGGAGAACUGCAGAAGGAAGGUGGCAGAACAGGAGGAGCGACAUGCCACAAAAGUCCAAGCCUUGGCACGAGAAAAUGAGGUGCUAAAAGUGCAACUUAAGAAGUACGUAGGAGCUGUCCAGAUGCUCAGAAGAGAAGGUCAAACAGUGGAAGUUCUGCCAAACAUUUGGAGCACUGAUGGUGAAUUUACAAUUCCAGAGCAAAAGCAAGUAGAAAACAAUGAGGAACUGGCCAGCUCUUACGAAAGGAAAUUGAUUGAGGUGGCUGAAAUGCAUGGGGAGCUGAUUGAAUUCAAUGAGAGGCUGCAUCGUGCUUUGAUGGCCAAGGAAGCUCUGGUGUCCCAGAUGAGACAAGAACUAAUUGAUCUGAGAGGGCCGGUCCCUGGAGAUCUGAGUCAAACAUCUGAAGAUCAGAGUUUGUCAGAUUUUGAAAUAUCAAAUCGUGCUCUUAUUAAUGUUUGGAUUCCCUCAGUCUUUCUGCGUGGAAAAGCUGCCAAUGCAUUCCAUGUUUAUCAGGUUUAUAUCAGGAUAAAGGAUGAUGAGUGGAAUGUCUAUCGAAGGUACGCGGAGUUCAGGAGCUUGCAUCAUAAAUUACAGAAUAAAUACCAGCAAGUGAGGACUUUUAACUUCCCACCAAAAAAGGCCAUUGGAAACAAGGAUGCAAAGUUUGUAGAAGAGAGACGCAAGCAGCUACAAAAUUACCUAAGGAAUGUAAUGAACAAAAUUAUUCAAACUGUGCCAGAAUUCACAGCCAAUCCCAAAAAAGAGACACUUAUUCAGCUGAUGCCCUUUUUUGUAAGUGCCAAGUAUGGGGACCUGCACAGGACAAGAUUAAAAUCACAAUCCAUGUAAUGCAUUCUACCACUGCUGCACAAGUCUGAGUGAACACCAUUUCCCUCUCAUAAAACCCUCCAACUCUAUUUCUUCUAAUAAAUGUAAUGUAGGGAGAGAUUCAGUUAAUUUCAGAAAGAGCAAAGUUUUAUUGAGAAGACAGCAUGUUUAAGUUCCAAUAUUCAAUGGGUACAAUUUAGUUAGUAAAGCAUUGUGAUACAAAAUAAUGCAGUUAUCUCUAAGGAGAGAGAUUUGCUGAAGGAAAUUGGCCAACACCAUUUAUGAUCUGUUCCUAAACAGCACUGUGAUGCACUGCACUGGUGCUAACCCUGCUUUGGGUGUGCCACAGGUGGCAAAAAAUCUGCUUAUUUUUAGAGGGGUUUUUUUUGCAUUUGGCAAUUUCAUAACUCUUAACACAUUGCAUGAGACAAUGGACUGGAAUGUUCUGUGAUAUCUGGACAUUAUGGCAAAGAGAUUCUGUUCAUAUAUGUACCUGUGAAUUAUUUCCUGAGAACUUUUUGUUAUAUAACAGAUGUAUCAGCUUUCUCUCUUGGCUAGAGUAGAUAGUUCUCUCUGGGAAUACUAGUGAGAUUCUGGAAAAAUUCAGCUGUUGAGCAAAAUAACUAUAUUCCUCACAGACAGCAGCAGACAAAAUAGCUUUUUAAUGCAUUUUACUACUGACAUAUCAGACUCUUCUGCAGCUAAAGCAGCAGCAUUAAAUUAAUAAAAAGAACUUUUCUAGAAUGUGCUCCUUCUAUCAGUGUCUGAAAGUGCCAUCAUUUCUAGGCUAUCAUUUGAACUCUCUAUGGCCUUUAUUAUUUGAGAGUCAUGACCUGGCACUGUUGGUGAUUUAAAAAGCAUCUGAAAGAAAAUGCAUUUCAGUUCCACUUCAGAUUGCCAACUUCUCCAGUAUUAUCCUUCCAUAAUGGAUUUUGAGCUUCAUCAACAGGAGACCUUAAAUAUCUUGGAGUCUGUGAAUUGUGUAUUGCAUUCAUCAGUUGUAACCUUUGUACUGUACCUUCAAUUCUUCUGUUCUGUUAAGUUUAAUAAUAUUUUACUAUAAAACACUGUAAAUACACGCAAAAAUUCUGAUAUAUUUAAUUUUUCCUCUGUAGCACAAAUGUAUGUACAGUUGGUUGCAUCUUUAUCAAUGAAAGAGUAUUUGCAAAACAUUGAGGUAUUAGUCCUAGGACUGUGCAAUAGAGAGUAGUGAUAUUUCAGUGUAGGGGAAAAAAUUACAGUCUUGAUAUGCAUAAAAAAUCUCCAGAGCAUUAGAUCUGUCUGUUUAGGAAGCAAUGAAAUAUAUAAAAAAAAAUCUUAAAAGGGUUUCUUCUCACUGCAAAAUUAAGUGACCAGGCUUCAGUGUGAAAAUGAAAAAUCCCAUAAAGCUUAUGUCUGAUUAUGCAUCCUGUAGAUAGAAAUUCCAGGGUCAGUCUUAAUUAAACACUUUAAAGACCUGGUUGUGGUCCUAGAAUAUGAUUAUGGUGAACAGAACAUAUGAUUAAUAUCUCUAAGACUGAAUCCACUGUUAAUUUAAUGCCAGAAUGAAUAUUGCCUAAAAUUUUUAACGUGAGUUUGUUCCUUUGGGAAUUCCUCCCUUCCAAGUGCUGUGGUUCCAUACAAUCAGGCACAGAUCUGACGAGGCAAAACAUUUAAAUUGAUCUGUAUGAAACAGCCUGCUACUCUUACAGAGGAAGAAAUUGCUUUUAUUUUGAAACUCAUCUAACAGUUUACAGUACAACAGUGUGAAUGAGUUUGCUACAUUUCUUCCCAUUAUGGUAUCAAAUGCUAGUGGUUACUUGUGGACGUGAAUCUUGUUCUGAAUCCUUGUGCUGUGAACUGUCAUGAAUGUAUUUUUUCUUUCAUCGGUCUCCACCACUUGUAAUCUCAGUUUGUAUCUUUUUCAGUUUUGAUACGGCAUUAGCUCAGUCACAGGAUUGGUCAAAGAGUUUCCUUUACAGACCACUUUCAUGUCUUAAUGUAAAAAAUAGAUUCUGGCUCUGCUAAUUUGUCUGUUUACAUGCUGAAUAAAAAAUUCUUUGCAGUAAUAAAAUUGACAUCACAAGAUCAAUUUUCCAGUCCAUGUGGAGCAGAACCUAAAUCAAGAAUUGGCACUGCUGAAUUAGAUUGCUACAUCUGCUAACUGGUGAAGGCCUGUCUGCUAAUGCUUACUUAAAUGAACAUUUAUUUGCACUUAUGACUGGUUCAUUAUGGAUAAACAAAGCUUGUUAUAACAAGUACACUUGUGGUUUAAUCACAAUUUUAUCAAUAUGAAAAAUGAUCACACACACUUAGCUCUUUGUAAAUAUAUACAUAUGAAACCAGGAGGGAUCUUUGGCAACAAGAAUCACAAUUUUUUGGACCAUAUAAUUGAGACUUUCAAUAUAAAUCAACAUAUAGGUUAUAUGAUUUCAAGUAUGUAAGAAGCAAAAAGAGCAGUAAAUAGUUGUGAAAAGAAACUCUAAAAUGCUGUGAUGGUCCAACUUUCUGUCUCUGGUUUCUGUUUCAAUUGUCCUCAUUUUUUAAAAGAGAUUUUCUUUCCACAAUCCUCAUAAUGAGCACAAAGUGAAAUGCAAAGGACAAACUGAAAUGCAAGAAAAAUAAUAACCCCCCUUUUUUUUCCACUGGGAGGGUGAUGGAACCCUCUAGCAGUUUGCCCAGAGGUUGCUGACGCUCCAUGCUUGGAUUUGACAGGACACAGCCAUGGGCAGCCUUGUGGGGAUUGAUUCACUUAUCUCUGGAGGCGCCUUCCAACCUCUAAUAGUCUGUAAAUCUGGAAUAUAAUCUUGAGUUGUGUUUUAUAUCCACCCCACACAAAGAAGUGUUGGCUAAGUUACAGCUGGUCACACAAUGUUACCUGUGAGCAAAACAAAGUCUGAGCAUGGGAAACUCCUACAACACGGACUCCAGUUUGUAGCUAUGCAGAGCUGUUCAGUAAGAAUAGUGCCACUUCGUUGGUUCCUUUGCAUUGGCAGUGCAAAUGUUUGGAUUAAAAUACAUGCAGGAAUGAUAUAAACACAAUUUUGUGAAUAUUUUCGCAGACUGCUCUUCUAAGUACUUUUCUAUCUCAUAUUUUAGGCCGCAGGUACGUGCUACGAUAGUUCCUAGGUAACAAUUUUAUGUUCUGCUGAGCUGCAAAGCUGGACAUUUAUUCUCUUGUGGGAGCUGCUCAAAUAUAUGCUUUAACAAAAGCAGGGAAUCUGCUCAGUAAAUCAUCAGCAGGUUCUGUUGUCUGCGGGAUGUGUUUGAACACCAAAGGAGUCAUCAGUUCUUCGUGAUGAUUAGAGGAUUGUAAUUUUCAAAAAAUAUGUUGUCUUCAUUUCCCGUGGGUGACAUUACUGGCAGUAUAUUUGAUAGCAGAAGUUGUGUUCUUAGGUGUUUUGUGUCAGUUGUCUUUGAGUCACCAAGUUAAAUUGUAAUAAAAAAAAAUCACUAUUUCUACAUCUUUCUCAUUUUGUAAAAUACUUCCACCCUCCUGGAAGGUAAAAUUAUGAGAAAUGUGAUAGAGAGAGACAGAUAGGCAAAUUUCAGUGCCAACCAAUCAGCCACUCAAAAAAGGAAUGUCAUCCUGGGAAUACUCUCAGAUUUAUUUAGCACUGAACAGCGUUUAAAGCCAAGUAUCUGCUUCUGGUCUUGCAGACAACAAAGUUAAAAUACUGUGGAAGAAUAGAUGUUUGUUCUCAAAGAAUUGAAGAAUUUUGGUUUAGUUUGUAUUUGGCAGUUUUCUCAUCUCUGAUUCAGUUGCAGUGUGGCAUUGAGAACUUCUAAACGUGUAUAUUAGAGGUAUGAGAGGCAAAAAGAAUAUUAACUUCUCUACAAUAACAUUGCUAGUAUUAAAAUGUUGCUGUCAUGUAGAAAUGAAAUAAAUCUUCUAGGAAAGUUACUGUGAUGUACCUGUAAGUGUAUUUCUGCGUUCAUUUUAAAGAAAUUGACAAUUAACCCUUUCAAAGUUAGUUCUGAGAUACUUUAGAAGGAUAAAAACAUUUUCUCAGACUCAACGUUAACUACAGAUUGAUGCAACAAUGAUAUUUCAUUCAGUAACUGCAUCCCCAUAAGGGAUAGGUCCAUAUACAGCAGAUAUGGCACAGAACCAAAACCUUCUCACAGAAACAUGAAUAUUAUUUAAAAUAAGAUUCUUGAAUGCAGACAUGAAUAUAUUUGCAUAUGAAGAUAGAGGUGCCACCGUUCUGCUGUUAUUACAUCUUCAGAUAAACAAUAAAAUGAAAAACAAACAAGCAAUCCCUGAAAUGCUGUAAAACAAUAUUGAAGCAAAGUAAGGAAGUUUUAAAUACAAUUUUGAAUCAGUUGAUUUCUCAAAAACUGCAUUGGUGAUGACAUGGCACUUCUUAAAGCUGUCAGGGAGCAUAUCUGUGCCUUCUACUAGAAUAAAUGGCAGCACUCAGCUAAAGCACCUAAAGUGUUGUGGCCAGGUUUGUGCUGGAUUGCACCCCUGAGGUGGCAGCCUGUGUCAUCAACUUGGCACUGCAUGGCUUCAGGAUCUCCUUACCAGAUCCCAGGUAUGUUGUGUACCAGGAAUAAGCACUCUGAUAGAAUAUAGUAAGCACUCCGGAAUAAAAUUUAAAUGAACAAACUGGAAAUAGCAUUUGCUUAAAUAUGGGACUUUUAAUUAGUAAAGCACCUUCUAAUGCCCGAAACAUGCUAAUGAAACUAAUUUAUUGCUAUGUCAAUUGAUUGGUCUAAUGUGGAGACAUUACACAAUAUUUAUCUUUCAGAAGAACUGUGUUGCCAAGCACUGAUGAUUGUUGAAGUAAAAAUAUCUUAGAUAUCUACAAUUUCAUUAUCAUGUUCAGUUAAUGCAGGAAGUUUCAGUGCAAAAAUGUGAAAGUCUUUUGUGGAAUUUUUGUUGAUGAUAGAAUUAAAAUACUUGAAUUUGAGUGGAUUGUUUUUAACAAACAUGGAGUUGUCUCACUGUUAUUCUUGGGUUCUGCAUUCCUCACUUUGUUACUGACAGUUUUGGUUUUAGUCUUUCAUAACCUAUGAUGCUUGACAUCAGACUUAAAAAAAGCAUCAUGCUUGUUUUGAUCUAAGUGAAAUGUGAAGAAGUAGGACAAAAAUCGUUUGGUCAAAGUAUAUGAAAAUUCAAACUUUCAUCUCUUUCCCUUCUGCAAGAAUUGCCUGUUACAUUGUGUUUUACGUUUUUGCACAUGCUGACAUUGAAGAUGUGUAUUACAUGGCAUUCUUCAAAUGUCUUAAAUUUUUCCUUUCCCUGCUCUGGGUAGUUGAAAGGGUUUAUGAAUGUUAGAGGGAAAAGAAGAAAGAAAACAAUACAUCAGGAGGAAUAGAAACAGUGGUAAAGUGGGCAAGAAAAUGCAGGAAGAAAGAGACAUGGGAUGCUUCAUGUUAAAAGCAAGAUGGGUUGAAUACAGUAAGGAACUAUGGAUAAUACUGGUACUUUAGGCUUACUAGAUGCACUUGGCUUUAUAUGGCUGGUUUUACCCAAACAUAUGAAGAUGUUAUGAUUGUAGGUUUUCAUUUUACAUCUGGGCUUUGACAGGUGAUUUGUGAAAUAAUUAAAGCUUUGUAUAGGACAUCAAAGUCUGACACACAUUCCCAUUGAUUAUUCAAAUCUGUCAGGGAGCACUUAGUGCAACUCUGUUGCUCCUUUGCACAGGGUAAAGAGCUGUCCUGCAUCCUCUGAUUUCAUUCAGACCAAAGGUUUGCAAAAUUAUUUCUUAAUUUCUGUUGUUUCUUGAUUUCUUACCAGUGGUUUGUCUUUUUAAAUGGUCAGAAUAGGUGCUAAAAUCUAUGACCUGAGCUAGGGAAGGAUAGUUAUCAUGGCAAUACCAUUAGCAGCAUUCACAGGCUUCAGACAGUUGCUGUAGAUGGAACUAUAUUCCAAAUACCCAUCAGCACUUAAGAUAUUUGCUGAUUUCAACUUGGUUCUGCUGUUAGUAGUUUUAUGGACCUUAGCAGUCAACUAACUGCUCACUGGAGUUUAAAUGACAUUUUAAAAUCAGGAAGAAUAUUCUGCAGAGUCCCUAAUGAUUUACACAUAUAUAUAUAAUUACCAACAAGAAACACCUUUUGUGCAAAAACAUUGUAAUCCUUUACAUGUCAGAUAAAAAUUAAAUAAAGUGAAAAUUUGGAAUCAGAAUAUAUG
Messenger RNA from Corvus hawaiiensis (hawaiian crow), 8585 nucleotides. RefSeq names its product sorting nexin 29 (gene SNX29). Bases 107 to 2485 code for a protein of 792 amino acids. Gene Ontology annotation, molecular function: phosphatidylinositol binding. The transcript is spliced from 21 exons. The record is from RefSeq and is a predicted model, not a curated record. Lineage: Eukaryota; Metazoa; Chordata; Aves; Passeriformes; Corvidae.